Molecule: messenger RNA, 1989 nt
Organism: Rhagoletis zephyria (snowberry fruit fly)
Lineage: Eukaryota; Metazoa; Arthropoda; Insecta; Diptera; Tephritidae
Source: RefSeq, a predicted model, not a curated record
AUGCCAGAAAAAGUGUUCACCUCUACUACUAGUCAGAGUCGGCAUCAAGCAGGUCGGUUGUUGACAGCAGACGCCAGCAGCAGCAUCAGCCGCUGCCGUGAUCAACAACGUGCUCAUGAUCAUCCGAUUCAAAUGAUGGAUGAGCAGGAGGAGGAGCAGGAGGAGGAUGUGGAUCAAGAUGAGGGUGCCGAGGAGGUGGCCCUGCAACCCGAGUGUGAUCAACAGCAGACGACCUCAGCAGCAGCAGCAGCAUCAGCAUCAGCAACAGUACCACCUGGAGCACCUCGCCGCCUGUCAGCACUGCCGCAACGUGGCCUGCCCUCACUGAAUGGCAGCACCUUCCGCGGGGCCAACUCGCAGCGGCACCUCCGUAUCACCCUCUACGUCAACGGUGACCGCCACUUUCCCGGCAGACCGUACGUCAUCAACCUGGAUCGCAUCAAGACGAUGGACCUACUCUGUGCCGAGCUGACCCGUCUUCUAGUUUCAGUGAUCACCUCACUGGAGGACUUUCUAGUCGACAACGAGUACGUGUACCUGGUGUACGGUAGAACUGAGCGGUGCACACUGCUCGACUUUAUGCUCGAUGAGUGCGAGCAACGUGAAAUCACGGCAAUUGUCGGCAACAAAUCUAGCGUCACUGCAACUGCCAACUACCAAGCACUGCUGCCUGGAGAGCUAAUGAAACAGCAGCUUCAGCAAUUUCAGCACAAUUCGGCGGUCAAAUCAACCAGUCCCGAAUUCAAUCUGGACGACGAUGAGCCGCCUAUUGAGCUGGAAGGCAACGAGGAUGAUGACGAUGAAGAAGAAGAUGAGGUAGAUAAUGAAAAUGAUGAAAACCUUCCUUAUAAAGAGGAAGAAGAGGAAGAGGAAGCGCAGCUGCCACCAGCCAAACGGCAUCUGCCUUUAGUUCCAAAAAAAGAGGUGGGCAGGCUGUACCAGAUUGGCGAGGCAAUUGGCGACGGCAAGUUUGGCGUCGUCUACACCUGCUCCCAGCGAGGCAGUGGCCGUGUCUACGCGCUGAAGGUCGUCGACAAGGGCGCCAUGCAGGAGAUGAUGGCCAAGUCGAGCAGUGGUGGGCAAGACCACCAAACCGCAAGUGGUCAGCAGCACCGAUCACCGCCGCCCAUGUCCUCCAACAGUGCCAACACCGAGGCGGCCAUCCUCAAGCGCAUCAGCCACCCGAAUAUAGUCAAAAUCUACGACCACUUUGAGUACGUCGACCAGUCGUACUUGGUGCUGGAGCUCUUCAAGGGUGGCGACCUCUUUGACGCAAUCACCUCGGCGGGCCGCUACAGCGAGUCAGAGUCACGGGAGAUGUUUCGCGACCUGAUGGAGGCACUCGCCUACCUUCACCGCCACCACAUCAUCCACCGAGACAUUAAGCUGGAGAAUCUGAUGGUCGCCUUUGUUCCACUGACAGCAACUACCAACAACUCACCUUCAAAGGGUCGAACUAGUUCCUCCUCCUUUUCCUCAAACUCUCGAUACUCAACAGCUGCUGGAGUUCCUGGCAGCAGCAGCAACAGCAUCAUUGUCCCUCCCGGCCGUCGCUACCGCCAGGCAAUCAAGCUGGCCGACUUUGGCCUUGCCACUGAAAUUCUCCCCAACGAGCUGCUCUUCACCGUUUGCGGCACGCCCACCUACGUCGCGCCGGAGAUCCUCCUGGAGAUCGGCUACACCUACCCGGUGGACAUCUGGGCGGCGGGCGUCAUCGCCUUCAUCCUCCUCUGCGGCUACCCGCCCUUCGCCAAUGAGGAGAACAACCAGGACCUCCUCUUUGACCAGAUCCUCGCAGGCCGCUUCGACUUUGACGACCGCCACUGGGCGGAGGUGGGCGAGCCGGCCAAGGCUCUCAUUGCCGCCAUGCUCAACACCGAACAGUCGGCCAGGCUGACGGCCGAUCAGGUGUUGGCGCAUCCGUGGCUGUCAGCGGCUGCCAGCGGAAACGGUCGAGCAGCAGGUGGGGGAAAAAAGCAGCCCAAGUGA